Mya arenaria is the source of this 2657-nucleotide messenger RNA. RefSeq names its product BET1 homolog. Gene Ontology annotation, biological process: regulation of transcription by RNA polymerase II. The record is from RefSeq and is a predicted model, not a curated record. NCBI's taxonomy places the organism in Eukaryota, Metazoa, Mollusca, Bivalvia, Myida, Myidae. Gene Ontology annotation, molecular function: RNA polymerase II cis-regulatory region sequence-specific DNA binding; DNA-binding transcription factor activity. The coding region runs from base 133 to 1392 and encodes 419 amino acids. The transcript is spliced from 2 exons.
CAGGAAGUGCCAGAUUGCAAGAGAAUUUGCUGUUCGUAAACAAACUAUUUUGUCGGCAAUGAGAAGAACUCAUAUGGGCAUCCAGUGGAACAGAAUUUCAUUUGCUGUAGAAUCUGAUGACUGAAAAUUAACAUGGAUAAGUUUGAGAUAGAAUUUGUAAAUGAUGUUCACCAUGAAAGUUUGAAUUCAACUAUUAAAUCAGAAAGCACUGAUGUAGACCCCACAGCUGACAGUAGCCAUCUUGCAAAAGGAUCAGAUUCUAUUUUAUCGUCUGACCUUUUAAUUGCUGCUCCAGGAAAGGACAAUGCAACAACAGAGAUAGCAAAUUUGGAUUUGCAAAAGGAAAUAAAAAAUGAUUUGUUUGAACAUCUAAAGGAUAUAAUAAAAAAUGAAAGCCCAUCUAAACUUGCUGCUGCUUCAGAAAGUGGUAAUGCUCUUGAAAUUUACUUGGACAUUGCCAAAAAAGGUCUAAGUGGGUGUCCAGUGGGUUUCUUAUGUACAGAAUGUGGUAAAAACCUUCCUACAAGUAGGUUGCGAAAUAAACAUAUGAAAAAAAUCCACAGUUCAAAACCUGUUGUUGAGCGUGUUACUUGCCCAGUGUGUCAAAAGUCAUUUAGAGAUACAUCAAAGUAUAAUAGGCAUUACUUGGUGCAUUCUGGAGGCAAGGAAUUCCAGUGUGAUGUUUGUGACCGCCUGUUCUCAAGAAAAGAUCACUUAAUAAAACACAGAACUGUUCAUGGACCAUCAAGUGAGCGAAGGUACAAAUGUUCCUUGUGUAACAAAGGUUUUGUUGAGAGGAACAUUCUUCAACGCCAUCUAAAUACCCACACUGGAGAUCGCCCAUAUGAAUGCGGUCAGUGUGAUGCUACAUUCUUUAGUGACAGCACUUUAAAACAGCAUGUCCAGAGUCACUCAAACUUGAAACCAUAUCUAUGUUCCCUCUGUGGGAAGUCCUUCAAGAGAAAUGGCUCAUUAAAAAUCCACAUGAGGUCACACACCCAGGAUCGACCCCACUCCUGCGAUAUCUGCCAUCGAACAUUCAUCACAAGGCACACUUUAACCCAGCAUUCUCGGAUACAUACAGGAGAACUCCCAUAUGGGUGCACUCGGUGUGGAGAGAGGUUUUCAAGGAGUGAUACAUACAAGUACCACAUUAACAGAAAGACAGACUGUCGCAUUUACCGAUAUAAAGUGAAGGGAAAACAAAAGUAUGGAUCUGUGGUCAAGUCAGAGGUGGACUUGCCGGAGGAGGAAGGUUCAAGUGAUGUGGAGAAAACCUAUGAUCCAGUAUAUGAAGACCAUGAAGAAAGCAGUCCCAGUAAUGAUAGUAGUGAUCAAAUUGAUGAAAUUAGUGACAACUCAGACGAGACUGCUGACGAAAAUCAAGAAUAAAUUUUCAAUAUGUCUUAGAAAUGAAAUGAUCAAACCACAAGUUACUGCUUGAUCACUUUUAAAUAAGUAUUGUCAUAAGUAAUUCUAAAGACAGUUGCUAUAUUGUAUAGGUGUAAGUGUGAUGACAUUUCAUGUUGCCUGAAAACUUUAUGUUGUAAAAGAAUACUCCAUCUCAGUAUGUUUGUAUAUAUAUAUGCAUGAGUGAAAGGUUUCAGUAUUGAUACUGAAUUCAGUAAUUUGGAGAAUAGUUACUCCCUACUUUCAGUGUUUUAGAAUUGUCCAACUUCCACUUGUUCAUCGUAUAGUAGGUGCCAGCAUUAUGAUACUUUUUUCUGCUUUGUAACUUGUAUAGAUAAAAAACAAACACUUAUUUACAACUAUACUGCCAGCUGUAACAAAAUCAUUUUUGUUUUUGAAAUAUAUGUUUUUAACUUUACCUUUAUUCCAAAGUAUUUCAUAUAUAGCCAUUAGGCAUGAUUUUACUGUUUACAUGAGAGUUUUGUUUUAUUCUUCAUACUUUCUUACACUACCAUUGAUGAAAUAUUGUAUAUAUUUUAAUGAAUUCAUUUAAUGCUUGAAUAAUAAUGUGUACGUAUAUACCUUUUUGAAUCAGUGUACAAAAUGUAUAUUGUUAAUUUGUUAUUAUUUAGAUACAUUUAAGAAAAUAUAACAUUAGCCCACUUUGAGCACCAAUUGUUGUAUUAGUAUGUUCAUGUGACCUGAGAAUCACUAUCUUUAACUUUGAUAUCAUUUUAAAUUUUAAUCUUAUUGUGACUGUUUUGCUUUUAAUAUUUUAUGAAAUAAAGUCAUUUUACUACAAUGUAGCUUGUGUGUUGUUAAAUGGACAGUUUAUUUAAUGCUAUCAUAAUUGUGUUGAAGGGAUUUAUUCUCAGUUUCAAUCUUAUUGUUUGGUAUUCAUAGUGGCAAUUCAGUCUUAUCAAUUCAUUAAAUUAUAUGGAAGUUAUCUUAAUGACAGAACAGGUUAAAAAGUAGUCAUUGACAGUAAAUGUGUAAUCAUAUUUUUUUAAGACAGAAGAACGAAAUAAAUUCAUGCUAUUUAGAAUUUUUGGCCAUCAACUAGUGUAUGAAAUGGUUCCCAAAUCCCUCUUAAAAACAGAUGUUUUGGUUUCAGUUGUGAAUGACUUUUUUGUCUUUGAGACUAAAUAUAGCCAAGUUAAAUAUUACAUGAUAACAUGCUUGCCCCUGUGUAGUGCUGUGUGUUCGUGUAGGUUUAUGUGUUGUGGAAGUGUAGCGGUGUGUCUGUG